Molecule: messenger RNA, 819 nt
Organism: Postia placenta MAD-698-R-SB12
Lineage: Eukaryota; Fungi; Basidiomycota; Agaricomycetes; Polyporales; Adustoporiaceae
Exons: 3
Coding region: 1-819 (272 amino acids)
Molecular function (GO): protein binding
Source: RefSeq, a predicted model, not a curated record
AUGAGCACCACCCACCUAUCCGCCGCGCAGUCCCGCCCACCUACUGCCGACGCACGAUUACCACCGCCUCCCUCCGGCGACGAGCCAGACGCCCGCCACCCGCCCCCGCGCUCCUUCUCCCAGCCGCAACUCCCCUACCACUUCCAGCCCCCAACCACACCCGGCUCCGCGGCCCCGUCGCUGCACCACCUCACGCUCCCGCGGCACCUCACCCCCGCCAUGCGCGACAGCUUCGCCCCCAUGUGUGCGUCCGCGCGCACGUCGUACACCCGCGUCGACGCCACGGCGACCGUCCCCGGCACACCGCGCGCAGAGGCCGAGCAGCUGCAGGACCUGCCCGUGCUUGCGGCCGCCGAGGGCACCGCAGAGGGCGCGGACAACGAGAAGGAGACGGAGACGGACGGCGCGGGCGACGCGGGGCUGCCCGCGCUCCCGCAGGCCGUGCUGACGUUCCUGCUCGUGUCGGGCCGCCGGCGCACGAUGGCGUUCGACCCCGAGACGACGAUCGGGCGCAUGAAGGAGCUGGUGUGGAACGCCUGGCCGAAUGAGUGGCAGGACGAGCGUCCGCCCGCGCCGUCGUACUUCCGCGUACUCUACCUCGGCAAAAUCCUCCAGGACGACGACACCCUCGCGAAAUGGUCCUUCCCCCUCUCGCACCCCCAGUCCAGCGCGUCCGCGGCGCCGCAGAACCCGACCAUCGUGCACCUCUCCGUCCGCGCACACGCGCCGGCCAUGGAGGACACGCCGAAGAAGCGCCGCGGCGGCGGCGCGGGCGAGGAGGGCGAGGGCGCGGGGUGCUGUGGGUGUGUGGUCUGCUGA